Messenger RNA from Lodderomyces beijingensis, 1173 nucleotides. Lineage: Eukaryota; Fungi; Ascomycota; Pichiomycetes; Serinales; Debaryomycetaceae. The record is from the annotation of a GenBank genome assembly.
AUGUUGAGGUCACAGAUAAGGCUAGUGCCGAAAUUGAAUGUUGCGCCUGCAGUGACAAGGAGGAGCAUCUAUACCUCGGUGUUGGAAUCCGACAUCAACAUAACACCAGCCGGCAAAGUCAACUUGGCCGUGGGUAGCGGUGGGCGUUCGUCUAGAACUGGCUAUACUGCCACUGUGUUUGGCGCAAGCGGAUUCUUGGGGAGGUACCUCGUGUCGAAGUUGGCCAGGCACGGAACCAACACCAUUGUGCCCUAUCGAGAUGACUUGAAAAAGAGGUUUUUAAAAGUGCAAGGUGACUUGGGCGUGGUCAACUUUGUUGAGAUUGACGCGAGAAACUUGCAGAGCAUAGAGGACGCCGUGGCUCACUCCGACAUUGUCGUGAAUUGCAUUGGGGCCGACUACAACACCAAGAACUUCACCAUGGCCGACGUCAACAUCGCCUUGGCGGAACGCAUUGCUCAAGCUGCCAAGGACGCCGGUGUGCCUCGCUUCAUCCACGUUAGCUCCUACAACGCUGACCCAGCGUCGGAGUCGGUGUUUUACGCCACCAAGGGCAUUGGCGAAGCACGAGUCAGGGAGAUUUUCCCUGAAGCGACCGUGGUUCGCCCCGCGCAGAUGUUUGGCAGAGAAGACAACUUGUUGAACUACUUGGGCCCCAAGAUCAAGAUGUGGACCCCGGGCAAGAACUCAAAGGAGAUCUGGCCCGUGCACGUCUUGGACGUGGCGCGCGCCUUGGAAAUCAUUGCCUACGACAACUCCACCAUUGGCAAGACGUUUGAGUUGUACGGGCCUGAAAAAUUGACCUAUCAGGAAAUCAGACAGAUGGUGCAUGGAAUCACCGAGAAUUUCGCGCAAGUGGGGCCAUUUGGAUACAACUUUUUUGACUAUGAAUUGCCCUUGCCCUUGGCGAAAUUGAUUGCCCUGGUUCUGCAGUUGGUGUGGUGGAAAUUGCCUAACCCUGACCAAAUGCAGAGACAUUUGAUACAUCAGAAAAUCGACCAGCUGGCAGCCACGUUUAAAGACUUGGGUCUUGGCGAGGAGGAGAAGACAAAGUUGGCGGACGUUUUGUUCAGUUAUGUGAAACAGUGGAGACAUCCUUUGAUUGCUCAAAAAGGUGGUCCUAACAAGAGAAUGUUGGAUGACAUGAGACACGUUCAGCAUUUCACUGAGUAG